UUAAAUUGAUGGUAGUUCUUUUGUUUCGCCACAUUCCAGUGAAGAGGAGGGAAAAAAAAACUCCCCCUUGCUUGGUCACUGGGUUAUAAGAGUUGAAAUUCUGUCACCUUACUCACUGUGAUGUGAUGCAGCUCUUUACAUGAAGGAGCUCAAAGCCCUCGAGGAAACGAUGAGCGUUGGUUUAUCGGUGGGGACAGGAAAACCACGCUGUCUCACCGGGUUUGUUCCAGGCCGCUGACCCAAUAAGAAGCCUUCGUCUCCAACGGUUCUGACUGCCUGACAGAUCAAACCUCCCUCUGCUGCAGUGUAUUCAUUCCCUCCAGAGCCAAGGACAUAAUGUGACACAUCUCAACUCUUAACUGACUGACUGACUGACUAACACCGAGGCCACCAUGCAGGAAUGCCACACUGGGCUGUGUCUGUCUGUCUACAUCAUUACCUUUGUCUUGGGCUUCCCGGCCAAUGUCCUCGCCUUCUACACUUUCUGCAAGAAAGUGAGGCAGAAACCCACACCGAUUGACAUCCUGCUCCUCAAUCUGACCAUCUCUGACCUCCUCUUUCUCCUCUUCCUGCCCUUCAAGAUGCAGGAAGUUAUGAACAACAUGCUCUGGGACAUGCCCUAUGCCCUCUGCCCACUGUCUGGCUUCAUCUUCUACAUGACCAUCUACAACAGCACCUUCUUCCUCACUGCGGUCAGUGUUGAGCGCUACCUGGGUGUGGCUUUCCCCAUCCAGCACUCCCUGAAGCGGCGACCUAUGUAUGCUGUCGCCGCUAGCAUCUUCUUCUGGAUUUUCACCUUCGUCCACCUGAGCAUUGUGUUCAUCAUGCCAUUUAUCGGCCCUGAAAACUCUCCAAAUACCACCUUAAGCCACAAUGACUCAGCUAGCUCUGCUACUGAAGAGAAAAAGAGGGAGGUGUGUUAUGAAAAUUUCACUGAGGCUCAGCUGAAGGUCCUCCUGCCAGUGCGCCUGGAGCUCUGCGUGGUACUUUUCUGCAUCCCUUUCCUGAUUAGCAGUUUCUGCUACAUCAACUUCAUCAGGAUUCUGUCCAAACUGCAGCACAUUGACCGGCGCCGGCGCCUGCGGGCCAUUGGCAUGGCACUGGGAACGCUGCUGGUGUUUGCUUUAUGUUUUGGCCCUUAUAACGUCUCGCACAUUGUCGGUUUUAUUACAUGGAGAAGUCCUGACUGGAGAGACAAAGCCCUGCUCUGCAGCACCUUUAAUGCUUGUCUAGACCCUCUUAUUUUCUACCUCUCCUCCUCCGCUGUAAGAGGGACUGUGGGUAGCAUGAUGGAAGGGGUUAAAAGUCGCCUAAACAGGUGCAUGUCCUGUCACAUGUUCAGGGCCCUGCAGGGGACGAUUAACAAGACUGAAAAAGAUAAGGGGCACAAACAAGAGGAGAUCAAUACUAUCUAAGCUGACUGAAAGGAAGCUGUGAGCAGCUGCCUUCACUAAUUUAUUAUUUCUUCAUCCCUGGAAGCAGGAAAUUAAUGACGUGUUUAUGUUUUUACAAAUAAGACUAUGACAUGGCAUACUGUAUACAGUGCAGUGUGUCCCUGUUUGACUCUCUGAUGAACUUCCUAAUUGGAAACAAGACAAAAUAAGAAAACGUCUGUCUGUCUGAGAAGGCCACAGUUUUUAUGCAGUGUAAUGUGUAAAGCCACAGAGACAGGCUACUUUGACCUGUCAAAGUUAAAUGACAAAAAAUUCUUACAUAACAGCAGGAUUUCACAAGAUCUCCUUUAAUGCGGUUGCAGGUGUUGUCGAGUGCUGCAGCACAGACGCCAACAAAAUGAAUAUCUAAGCAACAGCUUCGGACGUCAUCUCUGAGCAAUAAGAGAUAAAGCUUUCCUUCCAACAUGCUUGUUGUCAGAUACUGUGGAAAAAAAAUCGAACUGUGAAGUGUGAGAUAUGAAAGAAGAUUCAAGCAUGUUGAAGAAGAUCUUGUGUUUGUACAACUUUACAAAAACAUAGUUUGCAGCUAAUAUACAGUUUGCUUUUUAUGUGAACAUAUAUUUGUAUAUUUGUGUAUUUUGCUUUUCUUAUGCAGAUUUUAGUUUACACAAUUUUAUAUUUAUACUAGCAUUUGAUUAGAAAAAAUAUUAUUGUCAUAUGAUAUACCCAGUCAUAUUUACACCAUAUUAGGCAGUAUACAUGUAAGAAUAUAUGUAUGAAUGCAUGUAAGUUAUGCUUGAAAGCUGUAUAACAGGGGCUGUAGUAAUAUAAUACAAAACGUAAAAACAAUAUUUUCAUAAACAAAUUAUAUAAACAUAUAUUUUACAUAAUUUAUGACAGUUAGGCAAACUUAUUAGGUGAUUCUGUUUGUGUAUGUAUAUUUAUGUGAGCAUAGAUGACAGCAGAGGAAAGAAAGUGAACCCCAGAUAUACUAUUUUCAUAAACAAAUCAUACAUUUACGUCAUUUAUGACCAAAAGAUUGUUUUGUAUGGGCAGCAGUCAGGUUCAAGGUGAUUAUGUUUGUUUGUGUGUGUGUGCAUGAAAGAGGAGAGAUAAGGACUAAUUUGUUUUUUUAAGGGAGUGACGAACAUGAACGUAAAUAUCCACCAUAUCCACCAGAUCAAGGUCAUGUUAUUAUAUGAAAUGCAUACCUCUUUUAUAUAUAUAAUGACAUUCAUAAAAGUAGUUUUAAAUAAAAAUAAGGAUUAAGUGUGAGCAAUA
Dicentrarchus labrax (European seabass) is the source of this 2675-nucleotide messenger RNA. RefSeq names its product free fatty acid receptor 2-like. Gene Ontology annotation, cellular component: plasma membrane. Gene Ontology annotation, molecular function: G protein-coupled receptor activity. The transcript is spliced from 2 exons. The record is from RefSeq and is a predicted model, not a curated record. Bases 393 to 1415 code for a protein of 340 amino acids. NCBI's taxonomy places the organism in Eukaryota, Metazoa, Chordata, Actinopteri, Moronidae. Gene Ontology annotation, biological process: cellular response to fatty acid; G protein-coupled receptor signaling pathway.